Adineta steineri is the source of this 1107-nucleotide messenger RNA. The record is from the annotation of a GenBank genome assembly. NCBI's taxonomy places the organism in Eukaryota, Metazoa, Rotifera, Eurotatoria, Adinetida, Adinetidae.
AUGGCAAUCGGUGCUUUUUUUGGCCUUGUUUUUGCUCAAACACCUGCUGUGCCAUUAAUAUUUUUAAAUCGGCGUUUCUACUUUCGUUGGUGUUCGUUUGCUAUGGGUUAUUAUCUUCUAAUGGUUACUUGCCUUUUGGAAGAUUUACUUGGAAUUAAAAUAAUUGUUACUGGUGAUGAUCUAACAAAAGAUAAAAAACGUUCAUUAAUUAUAUUAAAUCAUCGGACAAGACUUGAUUGGAUGUUUAUUUGGAUGUUACAUAGUCGUUUUGAAAUUUUAGAACAACUGAAAAUUGUACUUAAAGCUGAACUUAAACGUAUUCCUGGUCCAGGAUGGGCUAUGCAACAUGCUGCUUAUUUAUUUCUCGAACGUGUAUGGGAGAAAGAUCAAACAACAAUACAAAAUAUUAGUGGAUAUUAUAAAUCAUGUCAGCAGCCACUUUCAUUAUUAAUCUUUCCUGAAGGAACAAAUUUAACAUCAUUGUCACAAAAAAAAAGUAACGAUUAUGCUUCAAAACAAACAAGUUACAAUCAAGCAUAUAAUUAUUGUCUUCAUCCACGUCUAACAGGAUUUAAAUAUUUACUAAAAACAAUGCGAGAAGCGGAUAUUCUCGAUACUGUCGAUGAUAUUACCAUAGGUUACGAAGGAAACAUUCCAGAAGCAGAAAUUGAUUUAUUGAAAGGUUCUAUACCGAAAACAGUUCAUUUUCAUGUUAAACGUUAUAAUAUAAAAGACUUACCUGAAACAGAUGAAGAAAUUGGUGAAUGGCUUCAAGUUUGUUGGGAACAAAAAGAAAAUCGUUUGAAAGAAUUCUAUACAAAUAAUCAGUUUGAUAUACAAUCAAAACGUUUUAACAACGAACAAAUUGAGUCAAAAAUGCGUUUUAAACGCCGCUUAGCAUUUAUUCUAUGGACCUUAUUUAUUGCCUUUUGGACAUUUUGUAUAUUCUCAUUUAUUAAAAUCAAAUUUUAUGUAUUAUUAGUAUGUUUAUUUCAUUUAAUAAUGGAUACAUUUGCAAAUGGUAUUAUUGAUUUUGUUUGUCAACUUGAUGCUAAUUAUCGACAUCAUCAAUUAAAACAACCAACACGAGCCAUAAAACAAGACUAG